AAGAAAUUCCCCUCUUAAAAAAACCCAAAAUAACAAAGCUGAGGACUCCAUCAAAUAAAAACCCUUUGCUUUCGAAGUUCCACCGAACUGAACUGCCCGUAAAACCCUAAACCCCACCGGAUAACGCAACCGGACUUCUUCCCGGCCGUCAAUCACAGUUAACAUGCCUUCAUUCUUAGGGCUUAGGGUUCGUAAGAUUGAACGGUUAAUUUCCCUUUUGAAUUCCAAACAAUGUUUGCCACCGUGGAUUAUUACUGCCCGGCAUUUUAGCUUCGGUGAUGACCGCGGUGGCACCGUCAAACAACCGUCAGUGGGAGAAUCUGAUGAUGAGUUUUCUCGAGACACGAGUUUUAAUGAUAAUGGUAGCAAUAGAAAUGAAGAAGGAUUUGGUACUGGACAACGUAGGGUUUUGAGAGGUCAGAGGCCAAUAAAUCAGCCUCCUUCGAAUUCUCAAGAAUCGAAUCGAGGUGCCCGUCGUCCGAGAUUCGAUGGAAAUCGUGGCAAUAAAUCUUCUCAAAUUGAUCUUGGUUUUCAGGGUAGAAAUGUGGCUGAAACUGGUAGAGAUGCAGGUCAAUUAGGAGAUAGUUUUCUCGAUAAAUUCAAGCUUGAUUUUGAUGAUAAGUUAGGGAAUCCGUCAGAGGUUGAAGCAAGCAGCCAAUCUGGAGAAGUGACAAAUUCGUCAAGUUCCAGUCAACCAGCGGUAGAUUCUAUGCCUCAAGAUGCUGAUGAGAUCUUCAAGAAGAUGAAGGAAACUGGUCUUAUCCCUAAUGCGGUGGCUAUGCUUGAUGGUUUAUGUAAAGAUGGUAAUGUUCAAGAAGCUUUGAAGCUUUUCGGUUUGAUGCGGGAAAAGGGAACGAUUCCGGAGAUUGUCAUUUACACAGCUGUAGUGGAGGGAUACACUAAGGCCCAUAAGGUUGAUGAUGCUAUAAGGAUUUUCAGGAAAAUGCAGAGUAACAGCAUUACUCCAAAUGCAUUUAGUUACACGGUCCUUAUACAAGGACUCUACAAAUGUAGCAGACUACAGGAUGCUUUUGAAUUUUGCUUGGAGAUGUUAGAGAGGGGUCAUUCACUAAAUGUGACAACUUUUGUUGGCUUGGUAGAUGGUUUCUGCAAGGAAAAUGGAGUUGAAGAAGCAAAAGGUGUUGUCAAGACAUUAACAGAAAAGGGUUUUGCUUUUGAUGAGAAAGCUGUCAGGGAGUUUUUGGACAAGAAAGCGCCGUUCUCACCCUCCAUUUGGGAGGCCGUCUUUGGUAAGAAAGCCCCUCAGAGACCAUUUUAAAUAUAUUUUUAGACUAUGUAAGUUCAUUGUCUUGAUUCUUGUAUUCUUUUCUAGACUUUGUUUUGUUCUUGUGUAAUGAUGUAUGAUUACUACAGGGACCACCUAUUAAAAUUUUCUAAAGAGAGUUCGAGUUGUUUGCUGUUU
Messenger RNA from Vicia villosa (hairy vetch), 1423 nucleotides. RefSeq names its product pentatricopeptide repeat-containing protein At4g38150. The transcript is spliced from 2 exons. The coding region runs from base 164 to 1279 and encodes 371 amino acids. NCBI's taxonomy places the organism in Eukaryota, Viridiplantae, Streptophyta, Magnoliopsida, Fabales, Fabaceae. The record is from RefSeq and is a predicted model, not a curated record. Gene Ontology annotation, molecular function: protein binding.